AUGAAGAGGAUGGAGGAGAAAGAUGUGCAAGUAAGGUCAUCAAAUAGUGGACAUGGGGGAGGAUAUAUUGGAGGGGGAGGACAUGGAAGUAGAGGGGGAGGAUAUGGAAGUAGAGGGGGACGAUAUGGAGGUGGUGGGGGAGUAUAUGGAGGUGGUGGGGGUGGAUAUGGAAGUAGAGGGGGAGGAUAUGGAGGUGGUGGCAGUCAAUUUCCAUUGUCGCCACCUCCACCAUCGUUAUUGUCACCGCGAUUACCAGCGCCAAGCGCCAUGAAUUAA
Molecule: messenger RNA, 276 nt
Organism: Thlaspi arvense
Lineage: Eukaryota; Viridiplantae; Streptophyta; Magnoliopsida; Brassicales; Brassicaceae
Source: the annotation of a GenBank genome assembly